This is a messenger RNA of Pelmatolapia mariae (spotted tilapia), 1029 nucleotides long. RefSeq names its product N-acetyllactosaminide beta-1,3-N-acetylglucosaminyltransferase 3-like. The record is from RefSeq and is a predicted model, not a curated record. The transcript has 3 exons. Bases 1 to 1029 code for a protein of 342 amino acids. Gene Ontology annotation, molecular function: UDP-glycosyltransferase activity; hexosyltransferase activity. NCBI's taxonomy places the organism in Eukaryota, Metazoa, Chordata, Actinopteri, Cichliformes, Cichlidae. Gene Ontology annotation, cellular component: Golgi membrane.
AUGACUCGGAAAAAUUCACCACUUGUUGACAAGAGACCACAGCCAGUUUCUACAAAAUGUGAACAAAACAUGGCUGCUGCCCAAAUCUCAGGCUUCGAUGGUUUCCCUGAUAUACUUAAAGACUUUCUUUACUAUCGUCACUGUCGCCAUUUUCCCAUGAUUCUGGACCUUCCUGACAAAUGCGGAGGUAUCGAAGAACCUGAAGACAUCUUCCUUCUGCUUGUAAUUAAAAGCUCCCCCAUGCAUUAUGAACGGCGUGAAGUGCUGCGAAAAACCUGGGCUCAAGAGAGGUCAUACAAAGGUUUGCGGAUUCGAAGGAUUUUCAUCCUUGGAACAAUGGGUACUGACUUUGAGAAAGAGCGAUUGAACAAACUCCUCAAAGCAGAGCACCAGGAACACAAUGACAUCCUCCAAUGGGACUUUCAAGAUACAUUUUUUAACCUCACUUUAAAGCAGGUUCUAUUCCUCAAAUGGAUGAAGAGGAACUGUCAGCAGGUUAAUUUUUUGCUAAAUGGUGAUGAUGACGUUUUUGCCAACACGGACAAUAUUGUGGACUACCUCCAUGGUCGCCGUAACAAUAACGGAAGCCAGCAUCUCUUUACUGGUUUUCUGAUAAAAAAUGGAUUUCCUGUAAGAUGGGACAGGAGCAAGUAUUUUGUUCCAUCUCAAGUAUAUGAAAAAAAUGUUUACCCCAACUAUUGUGGUGGUGGGGGGUUUUUUUUGUCCAGGUUUACAGCUUUAAUGAUUUAUAGCUAUUCCGAUACCAUUCCACUUUUUCCUAUUGAUGAUGUUUACAUGGGAAUGUGCCUAGAAAAAGCAAAACUGGCACCAGCAUCUCAUAUUGGUGUAAAGACAUUAGGAUGGUACAUUCCCUCCAAAAAAAUAGACCAAUACGAUCCUUGCUUUUUUAAAGAUUACCUCUUGGUACACCAAUUCUUUCCAAAUAAUAUGUACCUUAUGUGGCAUCAAAUAAAUGACCCUAAUUUGAAAUGUGGUAUCACAAAUUCGUCUAGGACGAUCCAAACUUAA